CGUUGUUUCAGUGGUGUAAAUUCCAAUUAUUUCCUUCUAGAUCUAACGGCAUUGCGGUAGAAUGACCAAGUAAAUGGAAUCACAUCUAUCACCCCCUUUUAACUAAAAAUAGACCUCCAUCGAAGAUAGCUAAAUGGUAUUGACAUGGGCGACUAUUCUUAAAGUGGGGACGCUGAUCUGGAGGGGGACCUGCACGACCAAUAACGCUCCAACUUAUGAUGUCAUCGGAGGAGGAGACAGAGUUCGGUUUGUAUACAGAUAAGCUCCUGAAGAAAUCUAAAAGAACUAGACAGCGUGUGGACGCCGGCGAGCCGCGUAACUCUUACUCUUCGAUCCCGAACUUUAGUUCGCGACCGGCUUUUCUCGGUGGUAGUAAUAAUAUAUACGGCGCCAUUUUUACCCAACAGCAACAGUUCGGUCUCUUCGGACCGGGGUUCGCGCCCGCAAAAAUGUUGAACGAACUCCUCGGUCGACAGAAACCCGAAAACGCCGCGGAAGGCGAAGACGUGAAGUUCGACAACGUGAUAAGGUGUGAUAAUAGCCCGCCCAGUGGAGAACAGCUCGCACAUCACAUGCUGCGGGAUAUUCUUCAAGGUAGGAAACACGAGCUUUUGGCAUUGGAACAGGACAUGCGCAAUGGACAAGACCACAUUAUAAACAACAAUAACAACGAACCAAAGACGAGUCCAGAAAGGAACGACGUCGACGCCGCCAUACCCGUAAAGGAGUGCCUCACGGAAGCUAGUGAUCGCGAAAGGCAGCAAGCGGAACUCAUGGAAGAAGCUCUCAACGGCAUGGAAACGGAAUCUUUACCAUCACCGAAAGUGGAACCGGCCAGCCCCGCCAAACCGGAAGACGCGAAAAAGGCACGAGUAGAAAACAUAGUAACAGGUAUGCGAUCUAGUCCGGCACCGCCGCAAGUUAAUGGCUGCAAAAAACGAAAGCUUUACCAACCUCAACAACACGAUAGCAAUGCCGAUAGAUACGUGGACGACGAAGAAGAAGAAAUAGAACCUAUUAGACAGAAACGUGUAGAAAAAAACAUUCUAAAAUCGCAACUGCGAUCAAUGCAAGAACAAUUAGCAGAAAUGCAACAAAAAUACAUGGCCCUUUGCAAUCGUGUCGAGCAAGGAUCAGAAGAAAGCCAAGAAAUCGAAGAAAUACCCAGUGAUAGUGAACAAAGUAAACGAUCAGCACCUCCUUCGCCGGUAACUAGGAGUACACCGACGCCCGUUCCGCAACCUACGCUGGCACAAGAGGUGAGCAAAAUGAAAAUUAGUCCUCCAGGUCCUCCAUUUCACAACGGUUUUUUACAUAAUCCUCAUCAACAUAUGAGCAACGCGGCGGCGAUGUACCUAGGCGUAAGUCACAAACUUUUUAUGGAACAAGAAGCUAGAUUAGCCAAAGAAGCGGCAGCUGCCAAUGCCGCGAGCAAUGAAUCACAUCACAUACAAUCAUCACAGCAGCAACAUAGUACUCCUAAAUCCGACCAUAUCCAAGAACGACUGAACAUAAUAAGAAACUUAAAUCCCAACGGAACAGAUCUGGAGGGCCUCGCAGACGCCCUCAAAAGUGAAAUAACCUCCUCCUUGUCGAACCUCAUAGACUCGAUAUUGCACCGAUUCGUUCAUCAGAAAAGGUGUAAACAACAAGACGCGGCGACCGCAGCGGAACAACUCAACAAAGACCUGUUGAUGGCAUCCCAACUUCUAGACAGGAAGUCUCCAAGGACCAAGGUGGCGGAACGACCACAAGCUCCGCCGCCACCACACAAUCACCAAAAUCAAAUGGUAAAUGGAAAUGCGGGUUGUCCAUCGAUGAUGCCCGUUCAUAAUAUGAAUAAUAUGCAAAAACAUUCAGAUCUUCACAUUCGACCUCCGAUGUUUCAGCCUCCAAAACCUCCAGGUAUUAACGCUCCUUUAUACGGAAUGACCCACCCCUUUUGCGUCAAUAAACCACAGGAACCUCCAGAGCAGAACGAAGCACUUAGCCUCGUGGUGGCGCCUAAAAAGAAGCGCCACAAAGUGACGGAUACGCGGAUAACGCCUAGGACAGUUAGCAGGAUUUUGGGGCAGGAUGGGAUGGGAAUGUCUCCUGCAGCCAUGGAACCGAACUCUUGUUCUUCUCCACGGCCGCCCCCAUAUCACCAGCCGCCGCCGAUGUUGCCCGUCUCCCUUCCGACGUCGGUGGCGAUACCCAAUCCAGGCCUCCACGAAUCUCAGGUUUUUUCACCCUACAGCCCCUUCUUCCAUGGACCAAGUCAUGGGCAUCACAUGGCCAUGCAGGCUUCCUCCUCCCCACCCCGAAUGCACAAGAUCGAGAGAGAAUCACCCCCCAUACACCAUCCCCCCACACUCCUCCAUCCCGCAUUACUGGCAGCAGCCCAACACGGGGCAUCCCCGGACUACGGGCACAUGAGGGCGCCAUCCAACGGCAUGAACAUGGACAACGGUGAUAGAAACUCAGACUGUAACUCAGGGGACAUUUCUUAUGAUGGAAUGCAGCCUACUAUAUCCUUUUUAUGCAAAGAUUUUAGUAAAAAUCUUAGUGCGCAUCAUCCCGGUAUUUCCUUAACUCCUGAGCACUCGUCAACAUUAACUCCGAUGCACCUCAGGAAAGCAAAACUGAUGUUCUUCUGGGUGAGGUAUCCGAGUUCUGCUGUCCUGAAGAUGUAUUUCCCCGACAUCAAAUUCAAUAAAAACAACACUGCCCAGUUGGUGAAGUGGUUUUCGAACUUCAGAGAGUUCUACUACAUCCAAAUGGAAAAGUAUGCCAGGCAAGCUGUUUCGGAGGGAGUCAAAAACGCAGACGACCUUCACGUUGGUGGAGAUUCGGAACUCUACAGGGUGCUCAACUUGCACUACAAUAGAAAUAAUCACAUCGAGGUUCCUUCUAACUUCAGGUUCGUUGUGGAACAAACGCUUAGGGAAUUUUUCAAAGCGAUCCAAGAAGGCCGAGAUGCAGAGCAAUCCUGGAAGAAAUCCAUUUACAAAAUAAUUUCGAGGCUAGACGAUCCUGUUCCGGAGUAUUUCAAAUCUCCCAAUUUCCUCGAACAGCUUGAGUGACGGGUCAGCGAUAUCCGAUCGAAAGCAGUACCCCAAAGUACUGCCUGUUAGCGGUUCCCAUUAAACAGGCCGCAACACCAAAGAGAAUCGGUGACGUAUCUCGCAAACUGUCAACAGUUUUCGUUGUUUUUGUUGGUUUUGAAGACGUCGAUGUUCACCAGAACCGCGCCAUCUUUGAACGCAUUCGAACAUUUGUUGAAUAAUUGUGUUGAGUUGGCAGAAAGACUUAAUAAUUAUAUGCCUCAGGCUUUGCGUUCGUUAAUUGCGAACAGUGAAUACAAAUCAAUCAAUUCUACAGUGAUUUACCUGAAUAUUUACCGGAUAACAAAUUAUUAAAGUCAAGUCCUAAGUUUCUACAAACCAGCAGUUAGCAAAGUUCAAAAUCUGCAUUGUUCUUUCGUUUACUUUUGGCAUGAUCUUGUUGCUGCCACUGUAAACUACGCUGUGUAUAUCUGUUUGUACAUAGAGACAAAUGUAUAUAGUAUUUAUCACUUAUUUUUAUUUAUAUUAUUACAUUCCUAACCAAAGUUAUAUUUUUGCUAGUCGUCCUAGGACUCACGUCCUAGAUUUUAUUUUAUUUUUAUUUUUUCCACACUAUGCAGCGAGAUUUUUGUACAAUUUUCCACAUAUAUAUUUAUCUCUCGCUGCAUUGUGUGGUUAGGUUUUUUUAAAGAACUAUUUAAUCUCUUUUUGUAUAAAAUACGAAGAGAUGUAAUAUUCUUGAACUUAUUAGGUAGAUAUGCCACUAUUAUUUUUAUAAGUAUUGAGUCUUUAGAAACAUUUUCUCUGAAAAACGGUACUUCCAUCUAUCGAUAACGCAUGAAAAUAUCUUUCUUCAUUGAAUUUGUUACCGUGUGUCUCUGAUAGAUGGUAGCACUGAAGCAGUAGAAGCAUCAUACACUCUUAAAUUUUUAUCAAAACCGUUUAAUUAUUGAAUUAAAAUACACACAAUAUUAGAAACUAAUUUUUUGAAUUGCGCCAAUAAAACAAAUAAUAUUAGUUUGACCGUACAUAAAUCAUUAUAGUAAACAAUUAAAAAAAAAAAACUCAAAAAUCAGAAACUUAAAUUAAUGUAUCAGUCCAAAAAUAUUGAUCACAUUCAUUCCUUUGUAAGAUCCAUUCACAAAAGCAAACUCUGUGGGGGAAAUCUUCAAGUUGUAGUUCUUGAACACAUUAAACAUGAAAGAGAUUCAAUUGUUUUCCCGCAAUGUUGUCCGUGCUUGUUUUUAAAUCUUCUUCAAUAACAUUUAAAAUAUAUUCUUCUAAACAUAGUUCAUUUUCAUUUUACCAAACUGAAAAAUUCACAGUCUCAGAUAAACACGAUACUGAAAUCACACGCGACUUAAUUACAAUUACCGGUAUUCAAUGAAUCGUGAUUUAUAAGAAGAAACCGAAAAAAAAAAAGAUAAAAACAUAAACAAUGUUAUUGUUUAGCUUAAUUUUUAAUGCACAAGUCUAGCUCCAGAUUUAAAGUUUUUAAUUUAAUAUUUUUUAUUUUUGAGUUGUUUGAAAAAAAAAAACAGUUAAAAAAGCAUCUAAUCAGUAUAUUAUUUAUAAAUAUUUUAAUAUGUACUAUUAAUGACAAUAGUAGUUUUUGCAACAAGAGUGGAUAUGAUGGCCAUAUCGCACGAAGACGAAAUUUGGGCACGACGCCGUAGGCUGAGUGCUCAAGAAUCUGGAUAUGGACAAUCCACUCGUGUUUUUACACAGGGGCGGCUUGUGGCCAAAAUUUUAGGGGUUCACAGUAGCAGAAUAUAGAUGUCGGUACAGAUAUAAGUAAAAAACUGUCAGUGUGUUGGAAAGGUAUAUUAUAAACUUUCUAAAACACCGAAAGUUUUUUUAUAUAUCUGUACUGAUAUCUAUACUCGGUCACUGUUAACCCCAAAAUUUUGGUCACAAGCCACCACUCGUUGUACAGUAUAUUUUUUCUACGACCCACUAACAGAAACCUACAAAUUAAAAAAAUAUUUUAGAUUAUUAAGAUAAAAUAACUUAUUUUAAAAUAAUUUAUGAAUUUUACAGAUUUUUAAAAUAAAAUAGAUAUUACGCUUUUACGAUUUUGGUUUUAAUACUCGUAAUUAAGAUAGUUUCACAUAGUUUGCAUACAAUUUAUUUUUUGUUUCAAAAUAUGGUUCAAAUAAAAAUCGAAGUGCUAUUAUUUACGAUUAUUUAUCGAUUCUACACAAAAAUAACUCAUUUUAUUGUAUAUUUAAUCUUAAUAAUUAAAAAAUAUACUGAAAAUUAGUUGGCCAAGAUUGUCACUUAUUUAAAAUUUUAAAAAUAAUAGUAUUUCAUUAUCCAUUUUUUGCAGUGUUCUCACUACAUAGAAUGGAUAUGAAAUAUAACCGUUCAGUUGAACGCAAUGACAUACUUUUUCGUUUUGUAGUCUGUGCGAAGAUAAGCUAAUAUCCAUGUGGGUGUAGAAAAAAUUAUUUUAAUGAUCAUCAAUAAUGUAUAUAUUUAUAUAUUGUUAAUAAUACAAAUCUUAUUUUCAUGAUACACAAUAACAAUAAAUUCAAUACAGCAAAUAUAGGAAAAAAUGAAAAAAAUCUAUGUUUUAUAAUUUAUUUUUAUUGGCUUAAUUCCAAUGACAAAAAGAUACAUACUUAUAUAUUUGUAUUAAAAUAUAAAUUUAGCUCAAAAAUAAUUAAUAAACUCAUAGGGUUAGGUAAAACAAGUUCACCAUUAUUUGGAGGACAUAACUGGAUAUAUCAAACUUGUUACAUUGCAGUAUCUGUUACAUUUGUUAAUUGGAUAUAUCACUUUGUGCAGUUUAAAAAUUUCCUUGAGCUAAUUUAAUUAUUUUAUACACCGUUCUUUCUAAAGACUCAAUAGUUAUCACACCUACAUCCUGUCGUCUCAAUUUUUUUAUUUAUUUUUGUAUUUAUUUCUGUUUGGACUAGUUGCUGUUUUAUUUUAUUAUUUUAUUUUUUAGCAUAUUUACCUAAUGAUUUUUUAAAUUUAUGUUUUAAGAUACACGUGCACAAACACUAGUGUAGUAAUACACGAUCUCCAAUCACUGUGUGAGGCAACUAGUCAUGUAUUAUGUGAAAUAUAU
Molecule: messenger RNA, 6123 nt
Organism: Psylliodes chrysocephalus
Lineage: Eukaryota; Metazoa; Arthropoda; Insecta; Coleoptera; Chrysomelidae
Source: the annotation of a GenBank genome assembly